CUCCCGCGCAAAAUAAAAUCAAUAAUAUAACAUCAUGCCGCCACGUAGUAAACGUCCUCGUCAGAAUUCUGUAAACAAAUCGAUUCCAAAGAAAAGUAAUGAGAAAAAAACAGCCAACAAAUCUGAGAAUGUAGCAGUGCCAGAUCCCACCACCAUGGGACUGAUUUACCCAGGAGGUGACACAGCAUUCAAGUUACUGCUGUCAGCCAGAUUUUGCUCGGCUAUUUGGUGUUACAUCAGUGAUUGUGAUGAAACUUAUAAUUAUUGGGAACCGAGUCAUUAUUUAUUGUAUGGGACAGGACAACAGACAUGGGAGUACAGCCCAGAGAAUGCUUUACGUUCUUACACAUAUUUAUUAAUUCAUUUAGUGCCAGCUAAAUUCUACUGCUAUUUAUUUCAACCAAAUCCUAUUUUAGUCUUCUAUUUUAUACGCUGUCUUCUGUCAAUCGGUUGUGCUAUAUCAGAAGUUUAUUUUUAUCAAAAUGUUUGUAAAGAAUUUGGAGUACACGUAGCACGUCUUAUGUUAGUCUUUUUAAUUACAAGCUCUGGAAUGUUUAUAUCAAGCGCUGCAUUUCUUCCAUCAGCAUUUUCAAUGUACGUAAGUACAGCAGCAAUAGCAGCGUGGUACGCACGUAAAUACGAAUUAGCAAUAUUUGCAACAGCUAUUUCUUCAUUACUAGGCUGGCCAUUCGUAGCCUUACUCGGGGUACCGAUAGUAAUUGAUCUAACAUUGAGACGUCAAGAAUGGUCGAGAUUUAUCAACUGGACAAUAAUAUCCGGAACAGUUAUUUUGAUACCUAUGGUCUGGAUUGAUUCUGUUUACUUUGGAAAACUAGUUAUUGCACCGCUUAAUUUGAUCAUGUACAAUGUAUUCACAAAUCACGGGCCUAAUUUAUACGGAACCGAGCCACUGAGUUACUAUUUUAUAAAUGGAUUUUUGAAUUUUAAUUUUGUGUUCAUUGCUGCUCUAUUUACUCCCUUAGCAUUGAUCUUAUCUUGGGAAAUAGUACCAGCGAAGCCAAGAAAUAAAUAUUGUCUGCCCUAUUGGUUUUCAUUGGCUCCGCUUUACCUCUGGAUGAUUGUCAUGUUUUCACUACCUCACAAAGAGGAAAGAUUUCUAUUUCCAAUUUACCCAAUGAUCUGCCUAGCCGGAGCGAUAACAGUAGACGUAGUUCAAAAAAUUUAUUUCUUCGUUCGUACGCAGAUAAAACCCUUGAAGCAAGUCUCCCAUUACUUGCGAGGUACGUCUCAUAUAAUGAUACUGGUAUUUAUAGUGACAGGCUUGGCUGGAAUAUCGCGAUCUUUCGCACUUUUCAAUGGCUACUACGCGCCUCUUGAAGUUAUGAUGGAGGCCAACAAAUUGGGCAGCGAGGGCCAAGUUCCAGGCGAUGUCAACAUUAAUUUCUGUGUUGGCAAAGAGUGGUACCGCUUUCCCGGUAGUUUCUUUUUUCCUUCAAAUAAUUGGCGGCUUCAAUAUCUACAGUCAGAGUUUAAAGGUCAACUACCCCAGCUGUUUCUAAAUCAUCUUAAUGGUACUAGUGUAAUUCAGGAAAAUUUUAAUGACAUGAACAAAGAAGAACCUUCGCGUUAUUUUGACAUUGAAAAGUGUCACUUUAUACUGGAUCUAGAUACCGGUACUGAAACAGAAUUAGAGCCAAAUUAUUCAAAACAAAUAGAUAAUUUUACUGUAAUUAAAUCUGCUAAAUUUUUAGACUCUUCUGCGUCUCAUCCAUUCUUCCGUGCAUUUUAUAUCCCAUUUAUAUCAGAAGAUUACAGUAAAUAUGGCUCUUACAAUUUACUGAAAAGUAAUAAAUUUAAAUUAUCUCCUUCGAAAAUUUCAACUCCAAAAUCCGCAUAAAUAAAUUUUUAUAAUUUUGUAAAUUGUAAAUAUUUUUUUAUAAUAAAAAAUCCAUUGUGAUUGUUA
Messenger RNA from Cotesia glomerata, 1924 nucleotides. It is a transcript of the gene Alg9, whose product is annotated as alpha-1,2-mannosyltransferase ALG9. Gene Ontology annotation, molecular function: alpha-1,2-mannosyltransferase activity. Bases 35 to 1858 code for a protein of 607 amino acids. The transcript is spliced from 10 exons. Gene Ontology annotation, biological process: protein N-linked glycosylation. NCBI's taxonomy places the organism in Eukaryota, Metazoa, Arthropoda, Insecta, Hymenoptera, Braconidae. Gene Ontology annotation, cellular component: endoplasmic reticulum membrane. The record is from RefSeq and is a predicted model, not a curated record.